Molecule: messenger RNA, 2496 nt
Organism: Sitodiplosis mosellana (orange wheat blossom midge)
Lineage: Eukaryota; Metazoa; Arthropoda; Insecta; Diptera; Cecidomyiidae
Product: BTB/POZ domain-containing protein 3-like
Exons: 3
Coding region: 317-1462 (381 amino acids)
Molecular function (GO): protein binding
Source: RefSeq, a predicted model, not a curated record
GGAAAUAAUAAUAAAUUCCAUGUGCUAAAGUCCGAAAAAUCGAAUAGAUUAAUUGAAAAAAGUAUCAAGAUUGAAUCAUUUGUGGAUUUUACCACCAUCUCAAAGUCAGCUUAAGAGUCACCGGCGAACAGUUGUUUACAACCUGUUGAACUUAACCUCAUUCUGAUCAAUUGCACCAACCAACAACACCGUCAGGAACCGCGAAUCAUUGGUAAAGCGCAUCGAAUUUCAAUCAGUUAGUCCAGCAGAGUGUCAUUACCAGUUGCAAAAGAUUAAAACACACCAAAAUCGGCUGAAAUAGAACGUCAAUUCAAUCAUGUCACAGUCUUCGAAUCAAACUGAUGAAUUUCCAAGUCCGAUUUGUUCAAUGAUCGGCGAAAAGUUGUACCUGAACGAAAGGCUGGCCGAUUUCCACUUUAUCUUUGAAACAAAUGAUGGUGAAUAUGAACGUGUUCCGGCUCACAAAAAUUUCUUGAUCGCCGCAAGCGAUGUCUUUGAAGCGAUGUUCAAUGGAUCGUGGGAAGAGAUGGAUGAAGUUGGAAUUGUCGACUCGCCGGUCGCUGCGUUCGGGGAAUUCUUACAGUUCUUUUACCUGGGGCGAGUGAAAAUAACUGCCGCUAACGUUUCUAAGGUCAUGUACCUCGCCAAUAAAUACAAUUUAGCCGACGGUUUGAACGUGUGUGUAAAAUUCAUAGAAAGUACAUUGUCUGCUGAUAACGUCUGCUGGGGCUAUGGACUUGCAAUUCUUUUCGGUCAAGAAAGUUUGAAGAAUCUAUGUAAAAUAGUAAUCAGCAUCAACACCAAAGAUGUGUUUGCUUCUAAAAACUUUCUGGAAUGUGACCGAGAUGUUUUGGAACACAUUCUGAAUUUGGAUUCGAUGAAUUGUUCCGAGCCGGAAUUGUUCGAAGCCUGCAUUUCAUGGGUCAAAUCAUCGAGUAAUCAGAAUGAGCUAACCAGAGAAAUUGUGCAUGCUGAACUUGGCGGUUUGAUGAACAAAAUACGUUUUGGUUCCAUAUCAUCAAAGGAAAUUGCCUCGUUGAUCCCGUCACAUGGUGAUUUGUUUUCAAUUGAUGAGUACAAAGAUAUUGUCCAAAUGAUGGGAUCAGAUGAAUAUCAACCAAAAGUAUUCACCGAAGUUCGUCGAAAGCGUGCUGAAACGACCAAUCCAAACAAUAGUCCUACGAUUGAAUGCAAUCGACUGAUUUCCAAAUAUUGUUCCAUCAAGAUAUAUAACAUCAAGGACGUUGAGACCACCGUAUUUUCAUGCAAUCGACCACUUUUGCUAACGGCAUUCAUGUGUGAUAAUUUAUUUGAAUCAAUUUCAAAAAAUGUCAUUCGCAUCAAAGAAAACGUACCAACUAAAGUAGAAGUCAUCGAACAAUGUGGCCCAUCGCGUUCUGAGGUUGUUUUGCAUAAUGAAGAAACCGUUUUACUGCAUAAUGAACCUACGCAAAUCACAUAGACCAAGCCAAUUCUCCUUAGACCUGGAUGCAUGUACAAAAUUCGAAUGCGACAGUCCCCACCAAAAAAUGGCUGUUGUACAGGUGGUCUCUUGAAAACAGAAGUACAUAUUCACCCAGAUAUCACUAUUCACUUUCAUGAUGAUCCAGUUGUUGGUACAGAUAAAGUGCCCAGAGGCUUGAUUUAUUCUUUGCAUUUCAAAGAGUUUUGAUAUGUGUAGUGUAAUGAAAGCCAAACCAUUUUUGUAAUUAUUGGGUCUGGGAAUUAGUUUUGUCGAUUUUUUUUAAAUUUUCAAACAUUUAUUUGAAUACCAAAAUGAAAUUACAUUUCAAUCAAAAUAUUGUCCAUCGGAAGCGAUGACCUUCUGCCACAAUGUGGGCAAUUGACGGAUGCCUGCCUUAAAAAAUUCCUCAUCUUUUGAGGCUAUAAAUUCAUCGAGCCAAUUUUGGAUUUCUUCAACUGAAGAGAACCGCUCUCCGUCCAUAUGGUUUUGCAUCGAUCGAAACAAAUGGUAGUCGGAAGGAGCCAGGUCUGGGCUAUACGGGGCGUGAGCCAAAACUUCCCAUCCGCUAUUUUCCAAGUAGUUUUUGACCGAUUUCUCAAUGUGUGGCCGAGCAUUGUCAUGUAGGAAAAUCAAUGUCUCUUUUCUGGUCUCCCAUUUCGUGCGUUUUUCUUUGAUUGCUUGUUUCAAACGUAUCAAUUGUUGUCGGUAGAAAGGCCCAUCGAUGGUUUGACCACUUCUCAGCAGCUCAUAAUACACCACUCCCUCCUCAUCCCACCAAAUAGACAGCAUUACCUUGUCGCCGUGAAUUUCUUGUUUUGGCUGUGAUGUUGCUGGUUGGCCGGGCUUAACAUACGAUGCUUUGCGCUUGGGGUUAUCGUAAUGAAUCCAUUUUUCGUCACCAGUGACAAUUCGAUACAGAAAACCUCUUUUUUUGUGCCUUGCGAGCAGCAUUUCGCAAGUCACUAAACGCCUUUCAGCUUGCGCUGGCGUCAAUUCAUGUGGUACCCAAUUUGACAACUUGCGAAUGAAAC